Spodoptera littoralis (African cotton leafworm) is the source of this 1095-nucleotide messenger RNA. NCBI's taxonomy places the organism in Eukaryota, Metazoa, Arthropoda, Insecta, Lepidoptera, Noctuidae. The record is from the annotation of a GenBank genome assembly.
AUGCCUCCUGUUAAGCAUUAUUCGUCUAGUGAAGUGAAUCAGUAUGAAUUAUCAUCAAGACUUUUAUCCCUUACUGAAAAUAAUACAUCGUAUACUCUUACUCAAAUAAAUGGCCAAAGGAUUUAUAGAAAGGCGCCUCAUGCAUGGAGUGGUCCAGAACCUUCAAGGAAUUGUGAGGUGUUCAUUGGACGAAUCCCUCAUGACUGUUUCGAAGACACUUUGGUACCGUUGUUCCGUCAAGCUGGUGAGCUGUUUGAGUUUCGACUCAUGAUCAACUUCUCCGGCUGGAAUAGAGGGUAUGCCUUCGCGAUGUAUACAACUGAUGCAGAAGCAAGCAAUGCUAUUCGUAUGUUUAACAACUACAUGAUAAGACCUUCUUGGCAGCUAGGUGUCUGUCCAUCAAUUAACAAUUGCCGUAUAUUCAUAUCGCGUAUACCACCGACUACGCCAUCUGCGGAGAUUAUCCGCUUGUUAUACGCACUGACAGAUGAAGUGCAAGAAGUGCGUAUCCGUCGGUCGAUUGCUUCGUGCGCAGCAAUUGUUGAGUACAAGUCUCACCGCGGUGCUGCUAUGGCCAGGAAGGCCUUGGUUGCUGCCGCUGCUGCUGCUUGGGGAUGUGGCGCUAGACCUGCUGUAGACUGGUCACUCCCUCAGUCCCCGCAACUGCUCAAACAAUAUCGAGAGGUGGGACGUUGGACUCCUGAACGUGGAGUGGAGUUGACUCGGGCACCUGAAGAACCCGCAACUACAUCGCCACCGCCUGCUGCGCCCUCCUAUACGCUCGAACCAUGGUCUCAAGCACGUCGUCUGCGCAUGAUUCACGAAGCCCAACGUAGUGCCGCUGCUGCUGCUGAGUGGUCAAACCGUAUUAACAACGGCAUGGAGUCUCUGGUAUCGUCGAUGACUUCGCUAGGUUUCGGAGGUGGGCUUGGGCUAGCUGGUCGUGAGGCUGGUGUUUGGGCGCCCCCUGGAGCUCCUGGAACUGGUCUGGGUGCUCCCCGCAUGCCUACGCCACCGCAACCGCGUGACUUUAAUCCAUGGACUGCGCGCCAUCCGCUGCAGGAGUUCAUCACUCCCGGCAAAGAUAGCCAGUGA